This is a messenger RNA of Python bivittatus (Burmese python), 1606 nucleotides long. The record is from RefSeq and is a predicted model, not a curated record. Lineage: Eukaryota; Metazoa; Chordata; Lepidosauria; Squamata; Pythonidae.
AGCAGAUAUCGCCUUGAUCGGCUUGGCGGUCAUGGGCCAGAAUCUCAUCCUCAACAUGAACGAUCAUGGUUUUGUGGUAUGUGCUUUUAAUCGGACGGUCUCUAAGGUGGACGAUUUCCUUGCAAACGAGGCCAAGGGGACAAAAGUGAUUGGAGCUCACUCCUUAGAAGAAAUGGUCGCAAAGCUGAAAAAACCCCGUCGUGUGAUGCUGCUGGUGAAGGCCGGAAGCGCGGUGGAUGACUUUAUCAACAAGUUGGUGCCGCUGUUGUGUCGUGGAGACAUCAUUAUCGACGGAGGAAAUUCGGAAUACAGAGAUAGCACGAGACGCUGCAGGGAACUCAAGGAAAAAGGCAUCUUGUUUGUGGGAAGCGGGGUGAGCGGGGGUGAAGAAGGAGCACGGUAUGGACCCUCCCUCAUGCCCGGCGGAGCAAAAGAAGCAUGGCCUCACAUCAAGACAAUAUUUCAGAGUAUCGCAGCCAAAGUAGGGACUGGAGAACCGUGUUGUGACUGGGUGGGAGAUGAGGGGUCUGGACAUUUCGUGAAGAUGGUCCAUAAUGGGAUUGAGUACGGUGACAUGCAGUUGAUCUGUGAGGCUUACCACCUUAUGAAGGAUGUACUGGCCAUGGACCACGAUGAGAUGGCCAAGGUGUUUCAGGACUGGAAUAAGACGGAGUUGGAUUCCUUCCUGAUCGAAAUCACAGCCGACAUCUUGAAAUUCCGCGAUGCCGACGGAAAACACCUGCUUCCUAAAAUCAGAGACAGCGCUGGGCAGAAAGGGACUGGGAAAUGGACAGCAAUUUCUGCUCUGGAAUAUGGCGUUCCCGUUACUCUGAUAGGGGAGGCUGUUUUUGCCCGGUGCUUGUCUUCGCUCAAGGACGAAAGGGUGCAAGCCAGCAAACUUUUGAGUGGUCCCCAAAAGCCGCCAUUUAGCGGGAAUAAGGCAGCGUUUCUGGAGGACGUCCGUCAAGCCCUCUACGCUUCCAAGAUCAUUUCCUACACGCAGGGCUUCAUGUUGCUGAGGCAAGCUGCCAAGGAGUUUGGUUGGACCUUAAAUUAUGGUGCCAUUGCGCUGAUGUGGCGUGGAGGCUGCAUCAUUCGGAGUGUUUUCCUGGGCAAAAUCAAAGAAGCGUUUGACCGAACCCCUGACCUCCAAAAUUUACUACUAGAUGUCUUUUUUAAGACGGCGGUGGAGAAUUGUCAGGAUUCGUGGCGACGUACAAUCAGCACUGGCGUCCAGCUGGGGAUCCCGAUGCCCUGCUUCACCACCGCGCUGGCAUUUUAUGAUGGGUACAGACAUGGCACUUUACCCGCUAACCUGAUUCAGGCCCAGCGGGAUUAUUUCGGUGCCCACACCUACGAAUUGUUGUCAAAACCGGGCGAAUUCAUCCACACCAAUUGGACCGGGCACGGGGGCACCGUCUCGUCUUCGUCCUAUAACGCCUAGAGGGUGGAAACCCCACGGAGGCUUCGUCGGGGAGGGGGGUCUCCCCGCCUUGGGGCAUUUCCCCAGAUGUCCAGUUUUAGGUUUUAUUUUCUAUUUUUUUGUAACGGUGUCCCUACGGUGUCUUGUGCAAAUCCAGAAUAAAGUAGACCGAAAAUGGUGAAA